CGGAGAUCUGGCUUGAUUCCGCCUCUGGCCUUGCCUCACUCCACCAGCUGAUCGCAACGAAAAUGGCCGCCUCUCUCACCACUCUCGCUCGUCGCUAUAUUUCCACCACUCUCCGCAAUGCCUCUGCUAGUGGAGGCGGCGCAGCCCAUGACGGUGGUGUGAAGCAAUGGAAGAUGCUGUCCUUUUUGGUUGCUCUUCCUGCUGUGGCACUCUGCAUGGUGAACGCUUUCAUGGCAGAACAUGAAGCACGGCCAGAAUUCAUUGCUUAUGAACACCUGCGACUUCGAACCAAGCGAUUCCCAUGGGGAGAAGGACAGAAGUCACUCUUCCACAAUUCCCAUGCUAAUGCUCUUCCUGAUGGAUAUGAAGAGGACGAGCACUAAAAUCCUCUGAAGACACUUUGAUUUUAGAUAUGAUUGUAAGUUAAAUGUAAAUUGUAUUACGAGACGAAGGUAAUUUUAUUUUUCAUCUGUGACUUAUUAUGUACAUACAGAGUUUGAGAGUCCAAGUAUGAGUUCUUCUUAUGAUACAUAAUUGGAAAAUAAAAGUGUAAAUGUA
Messenger RNA from Penaeus vannamei (Pacific white shrimp), 558 nucleotides. Its product is annotated as cytochrome c oxidase subunit 6A, mitochondrial. Gene Ontology annotation, cellular component: mitochondrial inner membrane. Gene Ontology annotation, biological process: mitochondrial electron transport, cytochrome c to oxygen. The record is from RefSeq and is a predicted model, not a curated record. Gene Ontology annotation, molecular function: enzyme regulator activity. Lineage: Eukaryota; Metazoa; Arthropoda; Malacostraca; Decapoda; Penaeidae.